AUGAUCACGGCCAGCUACUCACGACUGGGAGACGCGCAGAACAUCGCACUGUUGACGCUAUCGCUGCUUCUGGUGCCGGCGUUCGCGUACUGGAUGCAUCGCCAGGAGCGCUUGGGGAAACCGGCCAUCAUUCCGAACAGCCUGUGGAAGAACACGGCCCUCACCACGACCUGCGUGGCAGUAUUCUUCACAUGGGCCGUCUUCAACGCGUUCCAGUACUUCUCAACCUUAUUCUUCCAACGCGUCCAAUCCCUCAGCGCGCUCCAAAUAUCCCUCUGCUUACUCCCCAUGGUCGUCGUCGCCGCCGUUACCGACAUCAUAACCGGCAUCCUCGUAUCCAAAGUGCACGUGCGGCUCCUCGUCUCAGUAACCUCGGCCACCAGUCUCAUCUCAUCCAUCCUCAUGGCGACUAUAAGCCCCAGCUCGCCGUACUGGACCAACGCCUUCGUCGCCAUGCUGCUGUCGGCCAUCAACCCGGACACGAUAUUCACGGUGUCGGGUCUGAUCAUGACGAGUGCGUAUCCGAGCAACAACGGCUUGGCGGGCGGGGUGUUCAAUGUGUUUGCGCAGCUGGGGAACUCGAUCGGGUUGGCUGUCGCGGCGGCGGUGGCGGCGAGUGUGAGUGCGCAUCAUGAAGGGGUAGGAGUGGGGGCGGCGGGUGAGGGAGGGGUGUUGUUUGAGGGGUAUAAGGCGGUUUUUUGGAUCUGCGCAGCGAGUAUGGUGGUAGUGACUGGGAUGACGUGA
Letharia columbiana is the source of this 744-nucleotide messenger RNA. RefSeq lists its product as uncharacterized. Gene Ontology annotation, molecular function: transmembrane transporter activity. Gene Ontology annotation, cellular component: membrane. Lineage: Eukaryota; Fungi; Ascomycota; Lecanoromycetes; Lecanorales; Parmeliaceae. Gene Ontology annotation, biological process: transmembrane transport. Bases 1 to 744 code for a protein of 247 amino acids. The transcript is spliced from 2 exons. The record is from RefSeq and is a predicted model, not a curated record.